Messenger RNA from Penicillium cinerascens, 3642 nucleotides. RefSeq lists its product as uncharacterized. Lineage: Eukaryota; Fungi; Ascomycota; Eurotiomycetes; Eurotiales; Aspergillaceae. Bases 1 to 3642 code for a protein of 1213 amino acids. The record is from RefSeq and is a predicted model, not a curated record. The transcript is spliced from 3 exons. Gene Ontology annotation, cellular component: exosome (RNase complex); nucleus.
AUGUCAAACCAACCACCCGCUGCGUUUAAUGGCCACCCCGAUUAUGCAGCGCAGUGGCGGCCCUCAUUUCCUUCGAUAAUCCCUCCAACCUACCCUCCCAAUCCUGAAUACACUUUAGUUGCUCAGCCCCCUUCGUCCCACCCUGGACAGAACUCUGAUUACAAUAUGGCGGCCUUGAAUGGCAAUUCGCAAAUACCUGGCGCCGGUGCUCCGGGGUUCUUUUUCCCCCCUCACUUGCCAUUUAUGGGCCAGUUCGACCCUGCGCAAGGCCCACCUUUUCAUCCCAUGCCCAUACCUUCAUUUGGAUACGCGCCGAUGCCCUUCGCACCCCCAGGGUCCUCCGAUCCUGCCCCUAGUCUGUUCAAUGCCCAUGGAACGGACCGUGGCCAACCCCCAGGUUCUGGAUUUCAGGCGCAAGGCACCUCAAAUGCUGCGGAUUCGAAUCGAGAAGAAGGCGAGGUUAGUGAAGGCGGGCGGUCAUUUGGAACAAAGAAACAUGCGAAGACUGCCAAGCGGGCUUGUUUGAACAGCGCAUCUGUCACUCGGUAUUCCGACCUGGAAGAGGGUGAAACCGUAUCAACAAGGUCACGCUCCUCCAGCCGGAGCAGUUCGCCUUACAAUCCACCGCUAUCGGUUUCGGCGGAUCCAGCUGUGGUUCAUCGCGCAAUAGAGAUGCAGAUGCGAGAUGCACCGGCAACGACUCCGGCGGACCAAAAUCCUCCAAAAUCUGCAGCCCAGCUCCGUAUUCAAGCUCAGGGCGCGUUGCUUAGUCUGGCACCUCACAAUAUCCGAUACCAUGAACUGGUAGCGGAGGGGAUCGACCCAACCAUCUUGAAACGACUCUAUGAAGAGGUCGGUAUCAAAAUCACGGCUUCUCAGAGUGAGAAGACGACUCAGGCUGCCAAUGUACCUGGGAAGUUUUUUGGGGCGCCCACCUCUAGCCCCAGACAAGUGGAGGUAGCGGCUCCGGGAAACAGCAAAAAGCACACUCCAAUUACAGUCCAGGCCAUUGCGUCUCCCGCUUCUCAGACUGACGACAGCAAACCAAUGGAAAGGAAAGAGCUUAUUGCCAGAAUGCUUGCGGCUAAGGCUGCCAAGGCAUCGGAGUCUAAAGUGGCAUUGACUGAGACGCAAACGCCCGCAAAUGCAACACCCACGCCUUCUUCCAAUGGAACAUCCGGCAAGGAGAAUGGAGUUUCCGUCCGAGAGAGGAAUAAAGCUCAAACAGAAUUAGCAAGGCAGCGGAUAGAAGAGCUGAAGAGACAAGCAUUGCUGAAAAGGCAGCAGCAAGCUGAGCAACAAGCUCAGCAGCCGACUCAGUCUGACAAGUCUGCCAAGAUAGAUCAACUUGCGGUUUUGUCUGAGCCCACUGCCGCUGCUGUUCAACAUCCACUGCCUGUUCGCCCGCCUGUACCCCUGCCCACAGAAGCCGCCGGUAUUCCAGGGCUUGUCAUGCCUGGAUCGCAGCGUGAUUCCGGCAUGCUGAGCCCCGCUGAAACUACUCCAGCCAUUGUCGUGGACUCAACACCUGUUAGCCGAGCAACACAGCGAAAACGUCCUCGCGCCGCCGACUUUGAUGAGCCCGCUGCUAUUCCAAAGAGACACUCGGCCCAAGCAGUUAGGCAUCCUGGGCCAGCUGAGAAACUUAUCAUCGACAUUAGUGAUGACGAAUCUCUCUAUGGAGAUGAUGAAGGAGAGAACAUGGACGUUGACUCCAGCCCAGAGCAAGGGGCAACGCCUAUGGUCACUCUCGAGACCACAGGGCCGUCUCUUCAGAAAUAUUCGUCUACCAGAGCUUCUACGUCGACUCCGCAAGGAUCAUUCCGGCCCGGUGACCAAGACCAUAUCCGGAAGCGCGAGUCGGAGAUUGAGGCCAUGCGCCGCAAGAUUGCUGAGCUUGAGCAGAAGCGGAAGGCAAAGCUUGCUGCCAGCCGUUUUGAGUCUCCGCGCACCUUGGAUGAUUCCGGCUCAUCAUCAUCUGCUGCACAGUCAAGUGCGGCUGAGCCCGAUAUCGCUGAAACUUCCACGGCCCCAUCCUCAGGUCCAAGAUUGGAAGCCGGCGCCGCCACUAGCAUCAGCAGUUUCGCUAAUCGGUCCAAUCUCAUUGAUUUCUUCAGUGGAUCCUCCGUAAGAAUUUUGGCUUCACUGAACGUGGAACAGCUGGCUAGCUUCAGAUCCAAUCUCCUGCAACUGAAAGAUAUUGAAUCCGAUUUUUCCCGUCCAGAUGCCGAAAAUCUUCUCUCUGGCUGCAGAGAGGAUAUUGAUCGACUGCUAGCAGCUGUCUUUGGAGGACUGGACGGGGGACUCCAGCUUCUUGAGGAGCUCAGAAAUCUCAGCCAUGAGACCAGUGCCUUGCCGCUAGAACAUAUGGAUGAGCUCCAUCGACAGGCGAAACUUAAAGUACAGGACCUUGCUGUCAAAGAAGGUACUCUUGUCUCUUCGUCACAUCCCGUGAAGCAGGAGUCUAUCGUUACUGACAUCUGUCACUCAGCGUCCUCGACUAUAUCAGUUCCCGCAGAUCCCGAGGAAGGUGUUCCUCUGGAUGCUCUCACCCCUGGCCAAGAAGCCGCUGUGGACUCAUCGGAGUCUCGCGAAUACACACCUGAUGUACCCGCCAAUGGGAUCAUAGCGGACGAAGACGCCAAUAGCGUGGAUUUAACAUCUUCUCCUUCCCGGUCUGAUUCGACUGGCUCUGCCAUGGAUGAAUCUGUUAAUGGUGUCAGUUCUGGCCACGGUUCUUUUGCUAGAGAUGUCGAUUUCGCUGGUGUCCAAGCCAGUGCUGCAGACUCAGCUCCAGCGACGGGCGUGGAGGAGCAUAUGGAUACGGAUAAUUCUGACUAUCCCCUUCCCGAGGAAGUGCCAGAGUCUGUCCCUGAAGACGAUAAAGCCAUGUUUGAACACGAUGGCCAAGGGCACGAGAGUGACAGGGGCUCUAGAGAUUCUUCUUCCGAGUCGGAUGCUUAUGAGCCUCCAGAGCCUGAUAGUAGCGCCGAAGAGGCCGAAUCCAAGGUCGAGCAAGAUGACAAGGCUGACGAGGCCUACAGCCCUCCAUUCAGUCCCGCUCCUCCCGCCCCUGUAGAGGAAUUACCGGAGUCACCGCGCUCACGGGAUCAACCUCAAGCUGAAGAAACACUAACACGGGCACGUCCGGGGCCUUAUCUUUCGGAACCAAGGCGAGAUUUCCAGAUUGGAAUAAUCGAUGACCAAGUGCAGUCUUCCACCUCGGGACAAAAGUUUUCUCCCUACGUCAGCCCCUUACGGGCAUUCAAGGCAUAUCGCUACCACCCCACCUACGCUCAGGACGUUUCGGACGGCUACCGUUCGCUAACAUACAGCCAUGACAUUGAUACUAUGAAAUAUUUCUGUCCUUACGAGGUGGCUGGUGGUGUCUGCAACGAUCGGUGCUGUGAUUUCCAGCAUUUCCGGGACAUCAAUCUAAGCGAUGACAAGAUCCUUAUCGAGAUGGGAGCUGUCCGAGAAGGCCAAACCGAAGAAGAAAAAGAGACCUAUCUCGCCGGUCUGAAAGAGAUUAUCAACGAGAUGCGACGUGACAAGGUGAAAGAAUUCAGCACCGUGGCUGCCGAAAUAGCCGCAUACCGUAGGCGCUUUCUCCAAGACCCGUCGCGAGUCUUGCCCCUGUAA